GUCUAAGCCUUCCACACAUCAUCACCACAAAAAGAAAUUUCACUGCUUCGAACAGCAUUUCAUUAUACACAUAUAUCCACACUUUAAAAAUUCCAGCCUUCCCAAAGUCUACUCCUUUCAAAUCAUUUUUGGACAUUAUAUUCCGGCGAUUGAUCUAAAAAAAUUGAAAAUUUUCCACCCGUUUUGUGAUGGUCACUUUCAUCGAUUCCGACUACUGACUCUGCCCGCUUCCCUACAAUAAAUCAGUAUCUCAGUCUAUACAACGUGCCUCACCUAACGAUCUCACUUUAUUGAUCUCAAAAACCGCCACCAAUGUCUACUCCUGUAGAUUCCAGCCAUGAUGCAGACCAAUCUAAGACCAAACCCUACUCGCAGAUCGUGAAGGACUUGAGAAACGAAAUGCACGCUAUUUUCAUCUGUACCAAAUGCAAAACCAAAGGGAAAAUAGUGGUAGUCACUGAUCAUACUCUACCUAUGGGUGAGUCACAAGUAGGGGAUUCCUGGGCUUUAAUGAUGAUUAAGCAGAAUACUCGCUUUGAGUUGCAUCCCUCAGAAGCAGCGUCGGGCCUCUCAGGAACCGAGUCGGCUACAGAACUAAGGAGGCUCCUGAAGCUAGCUCUCGACGAGAACAAGGAAUUGAAAGCGAAUCGCGAUUCUGCAGUUGUGAUCAUUGAAAAAAUGCAGAAAGAUCACGAAAAAGAGAUUUCACUGCAACUAGAUAACUUCAAGGCCAAUAUCGAAAAGAUUGAGAAACAGAUACAGAGCGAAAGGCAUGAAGCUAGCGAGCAAUUGCGUCUAGCAGAUAAAAAUUAUAAAACGCUAUACGAUAGGUCUGUCUUGCUAGACUCAAAGUAUCAGAAUGUUUUACGGAACUUGGAGGAAGAACAGAAGAAGAAUCUUGGCCAGGUGUCUGAUCACAAAGAAUUGAGCAAAGAACAUCAGCAACUACGGUCAAACCACGAAGCACUCCGAGAUAUGAGCGAGAGAAUUAAGCCCCUUCUAAGUAUUGGGAUAGCUAUGAGACUGAGGUGGCUUGAAAAUAUCCACUUUAUGUUCGAAGGUCACAACGGCAGAACACUAGACGGACGCGUUGUGGAGUUAGGGAAUGUCGCAGCUCAUCACCCUGAUUUCGAAGCAGACUCCUUGCUGUUACAACACGCUGGGCUUACAGUUGAAUCUAUUGAUAGGGUCAAUGAAAGUAUGCAGCGAAUAUACGGAAAGAGACAUGUACCAACAUCAGCAGACUCCUUAGUUCCACGCACUUACCCUUCUACUCUAAUCUUUGUGCUGGAUUGCAAGACAGCGGCUGCAAUUCAUCAGUCUCGCGAGUUCCUGGUGGACUAUGCACACCACCAAAGGCUUCGCUUGAUCUUGAAAGAAAUGAUGGUUAUUUGGGAGCUCGUGGAAUCAUACGAGAAGUUUGAUAGCAUCGCAAGAGUAGGGGAACUACGGAAAGAGGCGGCUCAGAUCUGGGAAGCUGUUCAAAUUGCAUACAGGAGCAGCAAGCGGAGAUUCCGACCUCCAGAUUAUGUGACGAAUAAUUCCAGGUAGGGAAUUGCUUGAAUGAUUAGUUUAGUGGAUGCUGUAUUGCUGUGUUGAGUUAGAAUAGCGAAUAGAAUUUUGGCCA
This is a messenger RNA of Botrytis cinerea B05.10, 1627 nucleotides long. RefSeq lists its product as hypothetical. Bases 313 to 1551 code for a protein of 412 amino acids. The transcript is spliced from 2 exons. NCBI's taxonomy places the organism in Eukaryota, Fungi, Ascomycota, Leotiomycetes, Helotiales, Sclerotiniaceae. The record is from RefSeq and is a predicted model, not a curated record.